Molecule: messenger RNA, 566 nt
Organism: Symsagittifera roscoffensis
Lineage: Eukaryota; Metazoa; Xenacoelomorpha; Acoela; Convolutidae
Product: cytochrome b-c1 complex subunit 6, mitochondrial-like
Exons: 3
Coding region: 14-397 (127 amino acids)
Biological process (GO): mitochondrial electron transport, ubiquinol to cytochrome c
Source: RefSeq, a predicted model, not a curated record
AAAUAGAUCUGAAAUGGCUGAGCAAAGUUCCCACAUCAAAAUCAGCUUCUCAGCCAAAGAGUCAACUGAAAAGGAAGAAGAGGACGAACAGCAGAUAAUGAACAAACAGGGAGGGGACGAGGGUGCUGUAGUGAAGGUAGACGAAGACAAUGGAGGUGCAGCUGAUGGUGAUGACGACGAUGAAGACGAAGAAGACCUAGUUGACCCGUUGGACACAUUGCGUGAUUCAUGCAAAGACAUGAAGACAUGUCAUGGUCUGAAUGAGAAGUUGGAAGCAUGCACACAAAGGGUAGAAGGGAGGAGCAAAAAUACUGAAGAGUGCAUAGAAGAAAUGCUUGAUUUAGUUCACUGUGUCGACAAAUGUGUGAGCGAAGAAAUUCACCACCACUGGAAAUAGAAAAGUUAUUAAUAAAAUAUUGCGACUUUUAAACAAAGAAACCAGUUGUAUAUGAUUAGAAAUGUUAACUAGACUCUUAUUGCACACUUAACUGAAUUUACUGCAAGAUUUGGUUUAUUGUGAUGCGAUUAACGGACAGUGAGCUGAAUUAAAUUUUUUCACUACGUCA